GCUAGGCAUCGUGGGUAAUUGCAUGGCGUUCUGGCGUGUUUUGCAAAGUUCCGUCAUUGUGUUUCCCUUUAAAAAUUAAAAAAUGCCGCGUUCAAAGAAAGUUGUAAGUGAAUUUAUGCAUUAGAAGUGAAGUAGACAUCGUAGCCUUUGAGUUCUAGCUGAAAUCCGCGUGCUUUACCUCUGUUUUGCAUGUAAAAUCGCUGACCGAAAAAAAAAUGAUAGUUUAAAAAUUGUCUUGAGAGAUUUGAGAUUUGCCAAUUGAUUUUUUGCCACUGUUUCAAUAGUCAAAAAAGGCCAUGGACGAAGAAGAGUUGUCCGGUAGCGACUUUGACGACGACGAGGAUCCUGAUAAAAUUGAAGUUCCAGGAGGUGGUAAAGACCUUGCAACAGUAGCUACAGCGGCCACCAUACAACUGAAACAAGAGAAAGAUGUGAAACCAGACGUCAAGAUGGGCCCAAUGGGGGCCAUGGGAAUGAACAGCAAAAUGAUGGCAGGUAUGCCAGGGGGGAUGAAUAUUCAUCCCAGUGCCUACGAUAUGAUGAGACAGCCUAUGGAGAUGGCUGCUUUUGGAAUGGGAGGCAAUCCUUAUGGAAACCCAUUUUUACAAAAUUUAUCCGCCAUGUUGUACAAUACAAACCCUAUGGCUCCAUGGGGAGGCCAGCUUAGUAACAAGGCUGUGCAACAAAUGUGGAUGAACCAAAUGGACAACAAACCAAUGCAUCAGCAACAAGAAGAAGAAGAAGUCGACGACGAAGAAUUAGGUGUAGCUGAAACCUAUGCCGAUUAUAUGCCUUCAAAAUUAAAAUUAGGCCGAAAACAUCCCGAUCCUGUAGUUGAAACUGCCUCUCUGUCAUCUGUAGCUCCUGUAGAUGUUUGGUACACUCUCACAAUUCCUGAAGACAUAAUUAAAUCUGGAGCCUUAUCUGCGUUACAAUUAGAAAGCAUAACAUAUACUUCACAAGCGCAUGAGCAUAUUUUGCCUGAUGGUAGUCGAGCUGGAUUUUUAAUAGGUGAUGGAGCCGGUGUAGGUAAAGGCCGUACCAUUGCUGGUAUUAUUUUCGAAAACUAUUUGAAAGGACGCAAAAGAGCCAUUUGGGUUUCGGUGUCCAAUGACCUGAAAUAUGAUGCAGAACGUGAUUUAAAGGAUAUUGGAGCUGGAAGAGUGGAAGUGCAUCCCCUAAAUAAGUUCAAAUAUGCAAAAAUAUCAUCAGCUGUAAAUAAUAAUGUGAAAAAAGGAGUCAUAUUUAGCACAUAUUCAGCACUCAUUGGAGAAAGCAAUUCAGCUGGGGGAAAAUAUAAAUCAAGACUAAAACAGCUGUUGCAAUGGUGUGGACAGGAUUUCGACGGUUUAAUUGUAUUUGACGAGUGUCACAGGGCUAAAAAUUUGUGUCCUGUUGGCUCAUCAAAACCCACAAAAACUGGUUUGACAGUAUUGGAAAUUCAAAAUAAACUACCCAAAGCCCGGGUCGUUUACGCCUCGGCCACAGGAGCUUCAGAGCCUCGUAAUAUGGCAUAUAUGGUACGUUUGGGAUUGUGGGGCGAAGGUACAACGUUUAAAGAAUUUGCCGAUUUUAUUUCGGCCGUGGAAAAACGUGGGGUUGGUGCUAUGGAAAUAGUUGCUAUGGAUAUGAAAUUAAGAGGAAUGUAUAUAGCCAGACAAUUGAGUUUCCAUGGAGUAGCAUUUAAAAUCGAAGAAGUACCCUUAUCAAAAGAAUUCGAAAAAGUAUAUGAUGCUAGUGUGAAAUUAUGGGUGGAGGCAAUGCAAAAGUUCCAUGAAGCCGCUGAAUUAGUGGACGCAGAAAACCGUAUGAGGAAAACUAUGUGGGGACAGUUUUGGUCUGCCCAUCAGAGAUUUUUCAAAUAUUUGUGUAUAGCAGCCAAGGUUCCUCAUGCAGUAGCGGUAGCUCACGAAGCUAUCAAAAUGGGAAAAUGCGUUGUUAUUGGUCUGCAAAGUACUGGGGAGGCUAGAACUUUGGAGCAAUUGGAACGAGAUGAUGGGGAAUUGACUGAUUUUGUUUCAACAGCCAAAGGUGUGUUCCAAACAUUGGUUGAAAAACACUUCCCAGCACCAGAUAGAAAUCGAAUACAAAAACUCCUAGGAAUUGGUUCAGGACAUGAAUCAAAAAAAUCUCUUAAUGGUAACUCAGCGGAGGGUAGCUCAGCCCAAAAACGGAAACCUAUGAGACAAGCAGCUCAGAGAGCAGUCAAAAGAAACAAGUGGUCCACAUCAGACAGUGAAAAUGAGGAAAAAAGCGACUCGGACUUCCAAAUGUCUGACAACGAAAGUGAAAUUUCUGAUGGUCAAAGCGAUUCGGCUCAGUCUAGUGACUUUAACCCAUUUAAUUCAGACAGCGACUCAGAUAAUGACCCAUGGAGCAGGAACAAGAAAAAAGGCAAAAAACAAAAAAAGUCGCCCAAAAAACGACAAUCCACUCAAGACAAACUCUCAUUAUUAUUAACCCAGAAAACGAAUAAAGCCAAAGCCAAUGGUGGUAACGAUACCAAAACCAAUGCGCCCCCAAUGGACGCUAUCGAAAGAGCUUGUAGCUUGAAGGAUGAACUUUUAGUGGCCAUAGAAAGGCUAGGAGAUAAAUUACCUCCUAACACAUUGGAUCAACUCAUAGACGAGCUGGGUGGACCUGAAAAUGUGGCUGAAAUGACAGGCAGGAAAGGUAGAGUAGUUCAAACGGAAGAUGGUGGUAUUCAGUAUGAAAGCCGAUCAGAAGUUGAUGUACCUUUAGAAACUUUGAAUUUGACUGAGAAACAGAGGUUUAUGGAUGGUGAGAAAGAUGUUGCUAUUAUUUCAGAGGCGGCAUCUAGCGGUAUUUCACUACAGAGCGAUCGUAGAGUAAAAAAUCAAAGAAGAAGAGUUCACAUAACCCUAGAAUUACCCUGGUCUGCGGACAGAGCUAUUCAACAAUUUGGUAGGACUCACAGAAGUAAUCAAGUCAACGCCCCAGAGUAUAUUUUCCUUAUUUCCGAUCUGGCUGGUGAAAGAAGAUUUGCUUCUAUAGUGGCUAAAAGGUUAGAAAGUUUAGGUGCCCUAACGCACGGUGACAGAAGAGCUACAGAAACCAGGGACUUGAGCCAGUUCAAUAUAGAUAACAAAUACGGCCGAGCCGCUUUGGAAGCCACUAUGAGAACCAUUAUGGGUUACGAGGCACCAAUAGUUCCUCCUCCUAAGGAUUAUAAGGGCGAUUUCUUUAAGGAUGUUGCUGGUGCCUUAAUUGGUGUUGGAUUGAUAGUGAAUAGUGAAAGUUCGCCGGGCGUCUUGUCUUUAGAUAAAGACUUCAAUAAUAUGUCAAAGUUCCUUAAUCGUAUACUUGGUAUGCCAGUAGAGUUACAAAAUAGGUUAUUCAAAUAUUUCACAGAUACACUCAACGCUAUAGUAACACAAGCCAAAAGAUCUGGACGUUUCGAUUUGGGUAUUUUAGAUUUAGGCGCAGGAGGAGAAGUAGUAAAACGGGUACGUCUCGUAACGUUUGUAAGAAAACACGCUACUGGAACGGCGCCCACAGAACUACAUACAGUCCACGUGGAACGUGGCAUGUCCUGGCCGGAAGCUUUGGACAAAUUCUCAGAGUUGACCAAUGAAAAGGAAGGUUUUUGGGUGUCGCAUCAAGUAAGAAAUGGAAAAACUACGUCCAUUCUGGCUGUGGCUGUUGAAGUUGGUAGCGGUAGCAACAAGAAGAAAAGCGAAAGCAAGAAGGAUCAAAUGUUUUCCGUUUAUAGACCCAAUACGGGGUUGCAGUUUAGACAGGAGAGUUUGGCAGAACUUGAGAAAAAGUACAAGAAGGUUGAGUCGGCAGAUGCAGAAAAAUCAUGGACGGAACAGUACGAUUCGUCAGUGAACACAUGCUCGCAUGCAUAUUGGAGAGGCAAUUGUAGAAAUGCCACAGCCGGGCACGAAUGUGAAGUUGGUUUACGCAGGCGUACAUAUCAUGUAGUAAGCGGAAGCGUUCUCUCUGUAUGGAGUAGGGUGGAAGGUGUUCUGGCCUCUAGGGGAGGUGUACAGAAUAAAAUGCAAGUGAUUAGAUUAAGGACAGAAGAGGAAUUGAAGAUUGUUGGUACGGUGAUUCCCAAAAACUGUGUAGAAGCACUAAUAGAAGCUCUCUCUUCUGACGCAGAAAAAACGGAAGAAAAGACUUUCUAAAAAAACACAUUUUAGAGACUGAUUUGGAAAUGAUGGAUUUUCGGUUCACUUUAUUUUUAAUAUUACUUUAAUUUAGUAACUGUUACAGGGCGAAAAAAGUAUUUUGUAUGCACCGUCUUACUACAAUUGUCGCAUUGAUUGUAAUAUAUUAGGAGAUUAGGAAUAGACAUUUUGAUAGUUUUUUUGAUGUGUGUGUAACUUUGAAACAAGAAAAAUUUCACCUACCUAGUUUGAAAUAAUUUUUUAUGAUGUAAUAAAAAAGACGCGGUAAGAUACACAGGGUGAUUAUUGAAAAAAAAAGUUUUUUUUCUAAGAAUAAUUCCAACCCAAAUUUCACAAAAUCCUUAAUUAUGGAUUUUUGAUGGAACCAUACAUUCAACAACACACAUAUUUUGUAUAGAAAUUAACACAACUAAAGAACGAAUAAUUUUCGUUCAAUAAUCUAAAAAAAAUCUGUGAAAAUAUUAGAAUUAUAAAUGUAUUUUAGAAGAUACCAAUAAUGUAAUAAUAAUUUAUACUAGACUUGAUAGGUGUAUUUUUUCUUUUAAGUAAAUAUAUCAUUGUUUAUUGUUUCUCUCUUAGGCAAAGUUUCCAUUAUUUUUUAAUUUUUUUUUUUUCGAAUAUUUUAUGGAAAUUUUCAUUUGUUAAAAGUUGCUUCAAUUGAAGGAAAAUAAUAUGUUGAUUCAAUCUUUUUAGAUUUUUUUCCUUUUUACCUUUGUUAAAUUAUUUCCUAAAUUUUUUAGCGACUUUAAAGUUUUUUUUAUGUAUUUUUUUUUUUUGUGUUUUGUUAUCACUACAAAUAUAAAAAAUAGUAUUAUCUAUAAAAAAAUAAAUGUAGUUUUAUUUGUCACUAUACAAGUUUCUUUGGAUACUAUAGGCCAAAAUAGAGAAUUUAGAAGGGGACAUUGAUCACUGAGAUUUUUUUGAGAAAUUCAUAUAUAUUUUAGUUUACAUUUGGUGGAAUAUCAUUCUUUUUUCUUCCUGGCUUGGUUUUCCAAAUGAGGUCGGAUAUUCUUGAUAAGAUAAUUAAUAUCUUCAUUAAAGCGUUGGGAGCAAUUAAACUGAACAGCGAUUUCCUGAAGACGUUCCAAACCAGUUUUCAUUUUUGUAAUUUGCUCCAUAAGAUAAGUAAAUUGGUCUUUGCCUGAAAUAAUAUAAAAAUUGCAAAAAUAGCUCGAUGUGGCAGAAAAUUACCUGGUGGAACCAAUUCUAAACGCUUUUCAGGGUAUUUUUCAAUUAACUGUUUGGCAUUUGGCUGUACAUCUGCGUUUAUAUCGCCAUGGCCUUCACUUUUCGGUCUUUCUUUGGCAACGUUCUUCAAUUCAUCUGCUUCAUUAUUGGUAAAACUCAAUCGUCUCAAGCUAGUUUCCUUGUCUUUGCCGGCCAUAGGAAUUAUAUUAAUAUCCUUUUGGUGUUUGCAUAUGACAUUACCCGAAUUGGUUUCAAUUUUGAAAGUUUUCUCAGUGUUCGGUUGAAUUUGGAGCGGUUUGUGGUGUUGCAAAGGUUUUCUGGCAAUUUUGCGCUGUUUCCCGUUAAGUUCCAUAUUCAUUUUAACUGAAUCGUCAAUAGAGUUUGUGUAGCAGAAAAUAACGGCACGAGAUUUUGUGUUAUUGUACUUCUUUUCGGAGGUGUCGAAUAUUCUGUGAAUGAGGCUGAAGAAAAUAUUUAUCUUUGUAAUGAUUUUCCGGAAUAAUUACCAUUUUACCUAUAGAUGCUCCGCAACAUUCUCUAUAGUUGAAAGUUCAUCAAUUUUUUUAUUGUCCCAUUAAAUUUUUCCCAAAAAAAAAUGAUAAAAAGACGUUUUGUUGAAUAUUUUUGAAGUUUGUCAAAAACUACUCGAACUAGUCGAACUUGAACGGAGCAACGGAAAAAGUUUGAAAAUGAUGACGUCAGCAGCAGAAAUUAGUUGGUUAACCUCAGCCGACUAGAGCCUUGCUGUGCUGGGGAUUUCGGAAAAAAGAAGACAAGAAUUUAAAUUU
Messenger RNA from Ceutorhynchus assimilis (cabbage seed weevil), 6133 nucleotides. The record is from the annotation of a GenBank genome assembly. Lineage: Eukaryota; Metazoa; Arthropoda; Insecta; Coleoptera; Curculionidae.